AUGUUGCUGAGAGGACCUGCCAUGAACAGAAGUUGUAACAGAGAGAAUCCAGAUAUUUUGAUUGUGAUGAUUGCAGAGAAGCAGAUAAUGAGAGGUGGUGAGGAUGACAAAGAGAGGGAAAGAAUGGGCCCUCAAAAGCCUGCAAGAGAAAUGAGUGGCACUGCACCAAAGAAUUACACUGUUCUUCUCCUUUAUAUUGUUGAUUUGGUCCAUACUGGUCCCUCCUCCAACUGUAAAAAUGUUGAUCCAUGCUCUCCUCUCUUGCAUAGUUUCAUAGGCAUGAAAGUAUUUCACUUGUAUACAACUAAGCUAGACCCAUUUGAGGAUGUGGUGACUACUACUAAACAGGCCCGAAGUCAUAGAUAUCUGAACGAAAUUGUACAUGCUGGUCUUCUUUCACCUGUUUUAAUGGCUGAUCAUUACUUCAUUCAAACUGUGUAG
Molecule: messenger RNA, 441 nt
Organism: Dovyalis caffra
Lineage: Eukaryota; Viridiplantae; Streptophyta; Magnoliopsida; Malpighiales; Salicaceae
Source: the annotation of a GenBank genome assembly